AUGGCGGAAGGGUUGACUCACCUUGCGGUGGUCGCAGAGCCGUACCGGGUCCUUUUGGGUCCCGAUUGGGCAGGUGACCUUGACGGCCGGGUUGCCAUUGUCAGGCGUGGCUAUGUGGGUGCUCCGCCCGGAUUCGACCUCGUUGAAAGGGGUCGCGGCUUCGUCGCCGUCCUCUGGGCCGAGAUGAUCGUGGUGGGAGUAUACUUCUCCCCCAACAGGACGCUCGCCGAGUUUGAGGGCCUCCUCCUUGAGCUCGGUCGCGUCAUUGGGAGGUCACAUUCCCGUCGGAUUCUCGUCCUUGGGGACCUCAAUGCCAAGUCAUUGGCUUGGGGUUCCUCGAGGACGUGCCCCAGAGGAACGGCGGUGGAGGAGUGGCUGGUCGGAGGCGGCCUCGUCAUUCUUAACCGUGGCACGGAACUUACGUGCGUGAGACGAUUGGGCGGGUCCGUGGUGGACGUCACGUUCGCAUCUCCCGAUGUCGCGAGUCGCAUCCGUGGUUGGACGGUGAUGGUUGGUGAGGAGACGCUUUCCGACCAUCGCUACAUCCGUUUCAGCAUCGCUGUAGCCCCAGAAGUGACAUCAACUUCUUUAUUCUGCGGCGGCGGCGUGGAGGGUCCUCGUUGGGCCCAGAAGCGCCUCGAUGUCGAACGGCUGAAUGAGGCGGCUAUCGUCCAGGCCUGGCGCCUCGAUUCCCUCGGCGAGCCGAUGAAUGUAAGCGUGGGGGUGGAGCGUAUGCGUGAGGCAAUGUCGCGGGUAUGCGAUGCCGAUAUGCCUCGCGUCAGAAGCUCCUAA
Molecule: messenger RNA, 792 nt
Organism: Bombyx mori (domestic silkworm)
Lineage: Eukaryota; Metazoa; Arthropoda; Insecta; Lepidoptera; Bombycidae
Exons: 1
Coding region: 1-792 (263 amino acids)
Molecular function (GO): catalytic activity
Source: RefSeq, a predicted model, not a curated record